Messenger RNA from Rattus norvegicus (Norway rat), 6292 nucleotides. It is a transcript of the gene Grid2, whose product is annotated as glutamate ionotropic receptor delta type subunit 2. Gene Ontology annotation, molecular function: signaling receptor activity; scaffold protein binding; ligand-gated monoatomic ion channel activity. Lineage: Eukaryota; Metazoa; Chordata; Mammalia; Rodentia; Muridae. Gene Ontology annotation, cellular component: somatodendritic compartment; parallel fiber to Purkinje cell synapse; membrane. Gene Ontology annotation, biological process: monoatomic ion transport; regulation of postsynaptic density assembly; excitatory synapse assembly. The record is from RefSeq and is a predicted model, not a curated record.
CAUAUUGGAAGCAAAGUCGUGGUCAAGGAGGAUCGGCAUCGGAGGAUGGAAGUUUUCCCCUUGCUCUUCUUUCUAUCCUUCUGGUGGUCUCGAACCUGGGACCUGGCGACCUCCGAUUCCAUCAUCCACAUCGGAGCAAUUUUUGAUGAAUCUGCUAAAAAAGAUGAUGAAGUAUUCCGCACAGCAGUUGGUGACCUCAACCAGAAUGAGGAAAUCUUACAGACUGAGAAAAUCACGUUUUCAGUGACAUUUGUGGAUGGCAACAACCCUUUUCAAGCUGUUCAAGAAGCAUGUGAACUUAUGAACCAGGGCAUCUUGGCCUUGGUCAGCUCCAUUGGUUGCACAUCUGCUGGGUCCCUCCAGUCUUUGGCAGACGCCAUGCAUAUCCCUCACCUCUUCAUUCAGCGUUCAACAGCUGGGACCCCAAGAAGUGGCUGCGGCCUCACCAGGAGCAACAGAAACGAUGACUAUACCCUUUCAGUUCGUCCACCUGUCUACUUGAAUGAAGUCAUCCUAAGAGUAGUCACAGAGUAUGCAUGGCAGAAAUUUAUUAUCUUCUAUGAUAGUGAAUAUGAUAUCCGUGGCAUACAGGAAUUUUUGGACAAAGUUUCCCAGCAGGGAAUGGAUGUUGCCCUUCAAAAGGUGGAAAACAACAUCAAUAAAAUGAUCACCACGCUCUUUGACACCAUGAGGAUAGAGGAGUUGAAUCGCUAUCGAGACACUCUCAGAAGAGCCAUCCUUGUUAUGAACCCCGCCACAGCCAAAUCCUUCAUAAGUGAGGUGGUGGAGACUAAUCUGGUUGCUUUUGACUGUCACUGGAUCAUCAUCAAUGAGGAAAUAAAUGAUGUGGAUGUUCAGGAACUUGUCAGAAGGUCCAUUGGAAGGUUAACAAUUAUUCGGCAGACAUUUCCAGUCCCCCAGAAUAUAAGUCAGCGCUGUUUCCGUGGCAACCAUCGAAUUUCUUCAACACUGUGUGAUCCCAAGGAUCCCUUCGCACAGAAUAUGGAGAUUUCUAACCUUUACAUCUAUGACACGGUGCUUCUGCUUGCAAACGCCUUCCAUAAGAAGCUGGAGGACCGGAAGUGGCACAGCAUGGCGAGCUUGUCCUGUAUCAGGAAAAACUCCAAGCCCUGGCAGGGAGGGCGGUCCAUGCUGGAGACCAUCAAGAAGGGUGGAGUUAAUGGAUUGACUGGAGAUCUAGAAUUUGGAGAAAAUGGAGGUAACCCCAAUGUCCACUUCGAAAUCCUUGGAACCAACUAUGGAGAAGAACUUGGCAGGGGUGUCCGUAAACUUGGGUGCUGGAAUCCUGUCACAGGUCUGAAUGGAUCACUGACAGACAAGAAACUGGAGAAUAACAUGCGAGGUGUGGUUCUACGCGUGGUGACUGUAUUGGAGGAGCCUUUUGUAAUGGUCUCUGAAAAUGUCUUGGGAAAACCGAAGAAAUACCAGGGCUUCUCCAUUGAUGUUUUAGAUGCCCUAUCUAACUAUCUGGGUUUUAACUAUGAAAUUUAUGUUGCACCGGACCACAAAUAUGGAAGCCCACAAGAAGAUGGGACAUGGAAUGGACUAGUAGGAGAACUUGUUUUUAAGAGAGCUGACAUCGGGAUUUCAGCUUUAACCAUCACUCCAGACCGGGAGAAUGUUGUGGAUUUUACAACACGCUACAUGGACUACUCAGUAGGGGUCCUACUGCGAAGGGCAGAAAAAACAGUGGAUAUGUUUGCCUGCCUUGCACCAUUUGAUCUAUCUCUGUGGGCCUGCAUUGCCGGCACAGUCCUUCUUGUGGGACUCCUGGUCUACCUCUUGAACUGGCUUAAUCCCCCACGGUUGCAAAUGGGAUCAAUGACAUCUACUACACUCUAUAACUCCAUGUGGUUUGUGUACGGGUCCUUUGUACAGCAAGGUGGGGAAGUACCAUACACAACUUUGGCAACCCGAAUGAUGAUGGGGGCUUGGUGGUUAUUUGCUCUGAUUGUCAUCUCAUCUUAUACAGCAAAUCUUGCCGCUUUCCUCACUAUCACCCGCAUUGAGAGCUCCAUCCAGUCUCUUCAGGAUCUGUCCAAGCAAACGGAUAUCCCUUAUGGCACAGUCUUGGAUUCCGCAGUAUAUCAGCAUGUUCGCAUGAAGGGGCUGAAUCCUUUUGAGAGGGACAGCAUGUAUUCCCAGAUGUGGAGGAUGAUCAACCGAAGCAAUGGCUCAGAAAACAAUGUUCUGGAGUCCCAAGCAGGCAUUCAAAAGGUAAAAUAUGGAAACUAUGCUUUUGUAUGGGAUGCAGCUGUGUUGGAAUAUGUGGCCAUCAAUGACCCCGACUGUUCCUUCUACACUGUUGGAAAUACUGUUGCUGACCGGGGGUAUGGCAUCGCACUGCAGCAUGGCAGUCCCUACCGUGAUGUCUUUUCACAAAGGAUCCUGGAGCUGCAGCAGAGUGGCGACAUGGACAUCCUCAAGCACAAAUGGUGGCCUAAGAAUGGCCAGUGUGACCUGUACUCCUCAGUAGAUGCAAAGCAGAAGGGAGGAGCCCUGGACAUCAAGAGUCUGGCAGGCGUGUUCUGCAUCCUGGCCGCGGGGAUUGUACUCUCCUGCCUCAUAGCCGUCCUCGAGACAUGGUGGAGUCGGCGGAAGGGCUCCCGAGUCCCAUCGAAAGAGGCUCCAGCCCUGCCAAAUGAAGCUGCAGUGUCUGAAAGAACCAAUGCUUGGCCGCUAAGGCCGUGUCUGAAGCUUGGCGGUAAUGACUGGAAAAACCAGGCAUCCAGCCAUGGCCUACACCACUCUACACAGCUAGGAAGGCCUCUUGAUGACCCCUAAUCUCUACCAGCCCUGGACCUGCUGAACCCUUUCCCACUUCUUGAUUCCAGGACUCAUUUGAUCCUGAGAACCACGCACUGGUGAGCUGAUACACUGUCUCCUGAAUUUAAAGCCCUUCUUCCAUUCAAGAAGCUGUCUUCACCAGGCUGUAACAACCUGUUGCACUUGCCCCACUGAAGAGCAGCAAAUGGCUGCUGCUUUCUGCUACAGGCUCCGAAUCCUGCCUGGGCCAGCCUAUUAGCCUGGGAACGAUGGUCCCUACUCAUCGUGGACUGUUUGUGGACUGUUUGCCCAUGUGUCCCGGUCAAGUGCACUCACACUGAGGUGCAAGUGUGACUCACAGUAGUGUUAUCCCCAGCUUCCUCCGUGCAAGAUUCACCUGGGUCCUCAGACUUCUGAUGGAUGGGAUACAGGGAGAUGUGAAGAACCAAGGAGAACGUGCCUUGGCAAACUUAACCAGAGAAAAGUAGAGCCCUCUUCCAGCCCUCACUGAAUCAGUUGUGACUGUGAUUAAUCAUAUUUUGUCAUAAUUUUUUCUCCAUAUUACUAAAAUAAUGACAUGUUCAUAAUUACCACAGGUCUAAUUUUCUCCAUGCUAAAAAACAUUACCUUUACUCAGAGACCAAAAUAUAUACACUUCACAUGGAUUUUUGACUAAUGGAGAGCCUCUAACUCAAAUCCAUAAAAAGUAGAUCUUUCAUUGUAAACAAGGGUUACUUGGAUGCUGUUUGUCACCUUAAGGUUAUAGUGCCUGUGUGUAUCACCCUUCCACCAAGACAACUGAGGUUUCCAAGGUCUAUUCCAUGAGAACAAUCUCUUACCAAUGAAACUCUGAAGCAGUUUGUGAUGCAAACAAAGUCCUUGUGAAUUCAGUCUUCAUAAGGACCUGGCUCUGCACUGAAUUCUGGGAAUACAAUGAGUAAGUCAUGUUCUUGCCCCCAGAAGUUUACAUUCCAAUGGGGAGGUCAGAUAAAUCAAUCUAGUGAGUCUAUCUCAGUGAGUUGAUAGCCAUGAGAAUUGCAUUUCUGCUUCUUGACCCCAGGGAGGCCAGUAUGACUCCUAGAGGAUCUUCUAAUAUACAAAGUUGAAUGUGAUCCCUCAAAGCCCCUACAAGUAGUGACCCAAUAGGCUCUAGUCGCUGAAACAUCGGUUCUAAGCCACCUGACUUGCAAACAAAUUACAUGUCUUGUCACAGAGUACCUUCCCACUCUGCAACCAACUUGAAAACAUUCCUGCAGUAGCUUACAGGUGAAAAUCAGACUGUGAAGUCAGAAGACAUGUUAUCCUAUUUGGGUCCUGCUAAUUGCUAUGACUGAGGGAAAAUUACGUACACUCUGUGGUCUUUGGUGUCUGUCUUUGAAAGUAAAAAAUAAAUUGUUAUCUGCUGUUCCUACCUCACAGGGUUGUUGUGAGUGCUGAAACUGUAUGUAAAAGCACCUUGCUAGCUGUCAACUUUUCAUCACCAUGGGUUCUUGAUCCAUACUGUCAAAUACAAUACCAGCAUUUGUCACAGGACAUUCUCUUACCCAGCCUUCACCUUGCACAGAGAUAAGGUUCAAGGUCAUUCCUUCCUGGAUAUCUGGCUUCAACACAGAAAUGCCAAUGUUUUCCAGAAAGUCAGAGGUAAAGUAAAGGCGCAAAGCCAGGACCCCUGUGUCAGGCAGACAUUCCACCAUUAACACACAUGAACCUGCUAACCUCCUUCAGGAAUGGUUAUCCCUAGGGCUCAUAGCAGAGAACUUGUCUUUAGUUCCAGAAAACCAGGCAUGCUGUGGGAGUUCAUGGUGUCAUCUUGACUGCACAAGGAACCACCAACCUCUCUAAUGGAGCACAGGCCUCCCAAAAUAAAAUAAGGGAUUAUUCACUAACCUAGAUAAAUAAAAUGCAGGCGUCCAUGAUUGCCUGAACUAUUACAAAUUAACUAAUGGGAACUUCCUAGGUAUUAAUUAAAGCAAGAAUGUGGUGUCAUGUUUCUUCUUUUAUCCUCUAUGCCUCACAGCAACUUAGCUUUCUGCAUUGUGAUUUUACUUGUCUACUCCAUCUCUGUCCAAUGUACUGAUGAUAAAAGUUGCUUUGGUUACAUGUCUCAGAGAUAUCACUUACACACACACACACACACACACACACACACACAGGCACAAGUACAAUCACAAACACAAGCACAGGCACAUGGGCAAACACACACACAGAGCCACAAUCCCAUGUGCAUGCACACAUACAUGCACAUGUACACACAUAGUCACAGGGUCACUUGGAUGCUGUUCUUCACCUUAAGGUUGUAGUGCCUGUGUAUAUCACCCACACAGUCACAUGUGUACACAGAGGCAAAGACACAGGUACACACACCACAUCACAAAAUAAAGCUGUGGAACAGGGAGAAAUGCUACCUAUUUUCUUGUCUAUCGUUGUGGCUGAGCCUGAAUGAACUUGAUUCCUGAUGACGUAAUAUGGACGCUGAACAGUUGAUCUAAUCUGAGUUCAGUAGCAAUGAAUGUGUCCUCAUCUACCCCAGGACAAACCUGACUAUUUCAGUCUUAUGCAGAAGUUCAAGUGGAAAUCGCAAUCUGGUGAAGCCACUGAGACCCAACCAUUACACUUCAAAGCAUUCCUCUCAAAAUCCAUGAGCCUGACAUCCAAACUGAUAGAAUUGCUGCCCAAAGGAACACAACCCUCUAACAGAAAACUUUCCAUUGGAAUCUUUCCUCAAGAGUCAAGAACAAGGAAGGGAAGUAAAGGGUUAAAAAUUAUUCAUGUUAAUCUUAGUGUUUUUUAAAUAAAGCAUAGAAAAUAAUCAACCAUCUCCUCCUUGCUGUGUGAGAUUAGCUAACCAAAUACACUGAAAAGUUCUUAAGAUGCUGAUACUGCAGCUUCAGUACCUAAAGCAAGCUGACAAUUUAAAACAAUGUCUUCUAUUAUAGUUCAUAAUCACCACUUGCUUUGGGAAGAAAGCCAGGCAGACUCAAAGCAGCAACCACCCAAGGUCAGAGGCAUCGGGCCAAAGGACCAGCAAAGAGCAGACCCAAGCCAGGAGGGAAAGCUGUCACUGAACUGGCAGCCCAGGCUUAUGAAACAAGACAUUCUACAGGUCAGGGCCAGCUGAGGAAGGGCAGCAGAGCCAAGCAGGAAGGCAAAUUAAGAUGUUGGAACAGGUAUCAGAGUGAUGAAGACUAGGUAGAAGAUGGACCAUCCACUCCACAUAACAUUACAUCACAGUAGCCUUUCUUGUGACGUCCAGACUUAUGUCAUAGUUCGUUCCUUUCUCAGAAAUAAAACUCUCAUUAUUAUUGAUGUUGCUUAACAUAGGCAAUCUAGAAUAGAAAACCCUUCCUUACCACAGACCUAGAUAUACAUUUUUGUUUUUUUGUUUUUUGGAUAUUUUACAUCCUGGCCGAUGUAAUUUUCUUUUCCAGAAAUUUUUAAUUUGUUCAUAAAUCUUUAAUGUUAUUUUAUCAAUAAAAUUUUGUCAAUAAAUACUUCUGUGGUUGAA